AUGGCGCAGAAGCAACUGAAGCAAUUCUCGGUUGAGGAUGUGGCUAAGCAUAAUAAGGAAGGCGAUGUAUGGAUCAUCGUCGACGCCAAAGUUUAUGAUGUUUCCAGGUUCGCUAAUAUGCAUCCCGGAGGAGCCGCUGUUCUUCACGUGGAAUCAAUAGCUGGCAAAGAUGCAACUGAAGCUUUCUUCGGUCUCCAUCGACAGGAAGUGCUUCUCCGUCCCCAAUACGCUCGCCUUCAAAUAGGCACUAUCGCUGGUGAAGAAUCCGUCAUUCGUCCCCUGGCUGCAGAUGAGGUCUCACAAGUGCCUUAUGCGGAGCCUUCAUGGCUAGCGAAAGGCUUCAGCAGCCCAUACUACACAGAUAAACACCGGGUCUUCCAGAAAGCCGUACGAAAGUUUGUCUCCGACGUCAUGUAUCCGGAAGCGCAGGAGUGCGAAGAUACCGGACGGCGGAUAUCGCAAGAGGUCGUGGACAAGAUGUGCGCGUUGGAAAUACCUGCUAUGCGACUUGGCCCUGGGAAGCAUCUCAAAGGACGGAAGCUCAUGGGCGGUUUGGUCACUCCAGAGGAGUAUGAUUAUUUCCACGAGCUCAUUGUCCACAGUGAACUUUCCCGUGUUGGCGCUCGCGGCUUUUUCGAUGGCAUGCUUGCGGGUGGUUGCAUUGGUCUGCCUCCAGUGCUCAAUUUUGGCUCGCCUGAAAUACAGGCAAAAGUCGUCCCUGAAGUGCUUUCGGGGAAGAAGUACAUCUGCCUUGCUAUCACCGAGGCGUUCGCGGGUAGUGAUGUGGGUGGGCUGCAGACGGAGGCGAAAAAGGAAGGGGAUGAAUGGGUCAUCACCGGGACUAAGAAGUGGAUUACGAACGGCACUUUCGCCGACUAUUUCACCGUAGGCUGCAAGACAGACACCGGCUUCACUGUCAUCCUCGUCCCGCGCUCCGACGACCUCUCCACCAAACCGAUCAAGACCGCCUACUCAUCAACCGCAGGGACAGCGUACGUGACAUUCGAUAAAGUCCGCGUGCCCAUUGCGAACACGUUGGGAAAGGAGGGAAAGGGUAUGAGCGUCAUUUUGAGCAACUUCAAUCAUGAGAGGUGGAUGAUUACAUGCAUGAGUUUGGCCGCGCAGAGAUUGGUCCUGGAAGAGUGCUUGAAGUGGGUUCAGCAGCGGAUAGUUUUCGGUAAACCUCUUCAUGCCCAACCUGUCAUCCGCGCGAAACUUGCUGCUAUGAUCUCGAGAGUGGAAUCUGGUCAAAACUGGCUUGAGACGAUCACACAUCAAAUGAAUAAUAUGUCAUAUGCAGAGCAGUCCGACAAGCUCGCUGGCCCCAUCGGAUUGUUGAAGCAGUAUAUCACGAAGACAGGAAGAGAAACUGCUGAGGAUUCGACACAGAUAUUUGGAGGACGAGGUAUCACCAAGACCGGCAUGGGCAAGUUCAUCGAGAACUACCAUCGGACGUCGCCGUAUGAUGCGAUUCUUGGUGGCGCGGAGGAUGUGCUGGGAGACCUGGGCGUGAGACAGGCCUUGAAGAAGAUGCCGAAGAACGCGAGGUUGUGAGAUUCAGGAUGUUUAUCUUCACUACGAGUCCAGGCUGGAUAGUCUACUUAUCUUCGUACUGGACUUAGUAGUGAAUCCUUUUUUGUUAUCGC
This is a messenger RNA of Stereum hirsutum FP-91666 SS1, 1646 nucleotides long. RefSeq names its product acyl-CoA dehydrogenase. The transcript is spliced from 12 exons. Lineage: Eukaryota; Fungi; Basidiomycota; Agaricomycetes; Russulales; Stereaceae. Gene Ontology annotation, molecular function: acyl-CoA dehydrogenase activity; flavin adenine dinucleotide binding. The record is from RefSeq and is a predicted model, not a curated record. Bases 1 to 1554 code for a protein of 517 amino acids.